Molecule: messenger RNA, 3699 nt
Organism: Mya arenaria
Lineage: Eukaryota; Metazoa; Mollusca; Bivalvia; Myida; Myidae
Exons: 1
Coding region: 1-3699 (1232 amino acids)
Source: RefSeq, a predicted model, not a curated record
AUGACGGGAGUUUAUGUGUUGGAUGAAAUUAGUCAUCCAACAUUGCAUUGUUCCACGAUAUAUGACACUGUCUACACAACAUUGUAUCGUGCCCCUACAUAUGGAACUAUCUACACAGCAUUUGAUAGUGUCCCAAUAUAUAACACUGUCUACACAACAUUGUAUCGUGCCCCUACAUAUGGAACCAUCUACACAGCAUUUGAUAGUGUCCCAAUAUAUGACACUGUCUACACAACAUUGUAUCGUGCCCCUACAUAUGGAACUAUCUACACAGCAUUUGAUAGUGUCCCAAUAUAUGACACUGUCUACACAACAUUGUAUCGUGCCCCUACAUAUGGAACUAUCUACACAGCAUUUGAUAGUGUGCCAAUAUAUGACACUGUCUACACAACAUUGUAUCGUGCCCCUACAUAUGGAACUAUCUACACAGCAUUUGAUAGUGUCCCAAUAUAUGACACUGUCUACACAGCAUUGUAUCGUGCCCCUACAUAUGGAACUAUCUACACAGCAUUUGAUAGUGUCCCAAUAUAUGACACUGUCUACACAACAUUGUAUCGUGCCCCUACAUAUGGAACUAUCUACACAGCAUUUGAUAGUGUCCCAAUAUAUAACACUGUCUACACAACAUUGUAUCGUGCCCCUACAUAUGGAACCAUCUACACAGCAUUUGAUAGUGUCCCAAUAUAUGACACUGUCUACACAACAUUGUAUCGUGCCCCUACAUAUGGAACUAUCUACACAGCAUUUGAUAGUGUCCCAAUAUAUAACACUGUCUACACAACAUUGUAUCGUGCCCCUACAUAUGGAACUAUCUACACAGCAUUUGAUAGUGUCCCAAUAUAUGACACUGUCUACACAACAUUGUAUCGUGCCCCUAUGUAUGGAACUAUCUACACAGCAUUUGAUAGUGUCCCAAUAUAUAACACUGUCUACACAACAUUGUAUCGUGCUUCUACAUAUGGAACUAUCUACACAGCAUUUGAUAGUGUCCCAAUAUAUGACACUGUCUACACAACAUUGUAUCGUGCCCCUACAUAUGGAACUAUCUACACAGCAUUUGAUAGUGUCCCAAUAUAUGACACUGUCUACACAACAUUGUAUCGUGCCCCUAUGUAUGGAACUAUCUACACAGCAUUUGAUAGUGUCCCAAUAUAUGACACUGUCUACACAACAUUGUAUCGUGCCCCUACAUAUGGAACUAUCUACACAGCAUUUGAUAGUGUCCCAAUAUAUAACACUGUCUACACAACAUUGUAUCGUGCCCCUACAUAUGGAACUAUCUACACAGCAUUUGAUAGUGUGCCAAUAUAUGACACUGUCUACACAACAUUGUAUCGUGCCCCUAUGUAUGGAACUAUCUACACAGCAUUUGAUAGUGUCCCAAUAUAUAACACUGUCUACACAACAUUGUAUCGUGCCCCUACAUAUGGAACUAUCUACACAGCAUUUGAUAGUGUCCCAAUAUAUGACACUGUCUACACAACAUUGUAUCGUGCCCUUACAUAUGGAACUAUCUACACAGCAUUUGAUAGUGUCCCAAUAUAUGACACUGUCUACACAACAUUGUAUCGUGCCCCUAUGUAUGGAACUAUCUACACAGCAUUUGAUAGUGUCCCAAUAUAUGACACUGUCUACACAACAUUGUAUCGUGCCCCUACAUAUGGAACUAUCUACACAGCAUUUGAUAGUGUCCCAAUAUAUAACACUGUCUACACAACAUUGUAUCGUGCCCCUACAUAUGGAACUAUCUACACAGCAUUUGAUAGUGUGCCAAUAUAUGACACUGUCUACACAACAUUGUAUCGUGCCCCUAUGUAUGGAACUAUCUACACAGCAUUUGAUAGUGUCCCAAUAUAUAACACUGUCUACACAACAUUGUAUCGUGCCCCUACAUAUGGAACUAUAUACACAGCAUUUGAUAGUGUCCCAAUAUAUAACACUGUCUACACAACAUUGUAUCGUGCCCCUACAUAUGGAACUAUCUACACAGCAUUUGAUAGUGUCCCAAUAUAUGACACUGUCUACACAACAUUGUAUCGUGCCCCUAUGUAUGGAACUAUCUACACAGCAUUUGAUAGUGUCCCAAUAUAUGACACUGUCUACACAACAUUGUAUCGUGCCCCUACAUAUGGAACUAUCUACACAGCAUUUGAUAGUGUCCCAAUAUAUAACACUGUCUACACAACAUUGUAUCGUGCCCCUACAUAUGGAACUAUCUACACAGCAUUUGAUAGUGUCCCAAUAUAUGACACUGUCUACACAACAUUGUAUCGUGCCCCUAUGUAUGGAACUAUCUACACAGCAUUUGAUAGUGUCCCAAUAUAUAACACUGUCUACACAACAUUGUAUCGUGCCCCUACAUAUGGAACUAUCUACACAGCAUUUGAUAGUGUCCCAAUAUAUGACACUGUCUACACAACAUUGUAUCGUGCCCCUACAUAUGGAACUAUCUACACAGCAUUUGAUAGUGUCCCAAUAUAUGACACUGUCUACACAACAUUGUAUCGUGCCCCUAUGUAUGGAACUAUCUACACAGCAUUUGAUAGUGUCCCAAUAUAUGACACUGUCUACACAACAUUGUAUCGUGCCCCUACAUAUGGAACUAUCUACACAGCAUUUGAUAGUGUCCCAAUAUAUAACACUGUCUACACAACAUUGUAUCGUGCCCCUACAUAUGGAACUAUCUACACAGCAUUUGAUAGUGUGCCAAUAUAUGACACUGUCUACACAACAUUGUAUCGUGCCCCUAUGUAUGGAACUAUCUACACAGCAUUUGAUAGUGUCCCAAUAUAUAACACUGUCUACACAACAUUGUAUCGUGCCCCUACAUAUGGAACUAUCUACACAGCAUUUGAUAGUGUCCCAAUAUAUAACACUGUCUACACAACAUUGUAUCGUGCCCCUACAUAUGGAACUAUCUACACAGCAUUUGAUAGUGUCCCAAUAUAUGACACUGUCUACACAACAUUGUAUCGUGCCCCUACAUAUGGAACUAUCUACACAGCAUUUGAUAGUGUCCCAAUAUAUAACACUGUCUACACAACAUUGUAUCGUGCCCCUACAUAUGGAACUAUCUACACAGCAUUUGAUAGUGUCCCAAUAUAUGACACUGUCUACACAACAUUGUAUCGUGCCCCUAUGUAUGGAACUAUCUACACAGCAUUUGAUAGUGUCCCAAUAUAUAACACUGUCUACACAACAUUGUAUCGUGCCCCUACAUAUGGAACUAUCUACACAGCAUUUGAUAGUGUCCCAAUAUAUAACACUGUCUACACAACAUUGUAUCGUGCCCCUACAUAUGGAACUAUCUACACAGCAUUUGAUAGUGUCCCAAUAUAUGACACUGUCUACACAACAUUGUAUCGUGCCCCUAUGUAUGGAACUAUCUACACAGCAUUUGAUAGUGUCCCAAUAUAUGACACUGUCUACACAACAUUGCAUCGUGCCCCUACAUAUGGAACUAUCUACACAGCAUUUGAUAGUGUCCCAAUAUAUAACACUGUCUACACAACAUUGUAUCGUGCCCCUACAUAUGGAACUAUCUACACAGCAUUUGAUAGUGUCCCAAUAUAUGACACUGUCUACACAACAUUGUAUCGUGCCCCUAUGUAUGGAACAAUCCACCCAGCAUUGCAUAGUGUCCCUAUAUUUGAAACCAUUGUGCCACUCUUAAUCCCAAAUGAGAUGUACCACAAUUAA